AUGGAUGUGCUGCCUCCGGGGUCUGCAGGGUCACCUGUCACGGCCUUGUUCGGGAUUCAGCUGGCCCUUCAGAAUUCCUUCUACCCCACCAAGCUCUUCUUCCCUCCUCUUCUGGCCAACGUCACCUCGGAGCUCCGCUACACCGGGCUUCCUCCCCACCAAGCUCACAGGAGGCGGAGGCGGAGGCGCAGGCGCACUGCGGCGACCAGGGCGCGUCGCACUUCCCCGAGAACUACAACUCCCACAAUCCCAAUCGGCCGGACCACCUCCCGCUCGAGGUGGGGGGGGAGGUGGACCAGGUCGCCCCGGGGCGGGACCGACCUCCUGAAAUGUCCUGCCUGUGUCCUCGUGGUAAAAUCCGUUGAGAGGGGACCUUGGGAUCCCGGGAAGAUCAUCACUAGGAAGAACUCUGGGCGUGAUCAUCAACACCUGUACGUGAUGAUGGCUCAACUCUUAGGAUCUCAUCUGAUACUCGCUGCAAUGAUUCGUCAUCGAAUAAACAUGCUUCCAUCUCUUGGAGUCGCCAGAAGUAGGAUGAUGUCCACUCAUAAAUCACCAAAGAAGAUGAGGGAAUAUUACAGGCGGCUGAAUCUGGAAGAAGGAUGCUCCGCCGACGAUGUCAGGGAAUCUUUCCGGAAGCUCGCCAAGCAGUACCAUCCCGACAGUGGCUCUCCCACGGCGGAUUCUGCAACGUUUAUAAAGAUCGAAGAGGCGUACAGGGCGGUACGCUCCCACGUGAUGCAAGAAGCAGAUGCCAGGCGGAAGAAAAUGGAAGAUGCGGACGACGAGGAAGAAGACUCCAAAUACAAGGCACCCCAGCACAGGCAUUAUUUAAGUUUCGAAGGGAUUGGCUUUGGGACUCCGAGCCAACGAGAGAAGCAGUACAGGCAGUUCAGAGCGGACCGUGCCGCCGAGCAAGUGCUGGAAUAUCAAAAGCAGAAGCUGCAUAGCCAGUACUUCCCUGAAGGCUUAACUGUCAAAGACGUGAGGCAGAGUAAGGAACAGAAGAUAACGCAAGCAAUAGAGCGCUUAGUGGAGGAUCUCAUCCAGGAGUCCAUGGCCAGGGGAGACUUUGAUAACCUCAGCGGGAAAGGGAAACCUCUCCAGAAGUUUGCUGGCUGUUCGUAUAUUGAUCCCAUGACUCACAACCUGAACAGAAUAUUGAUAGAUAACGGCUACCAACCUGAAUGGAUCCUGAUGCAAAAGGAGAUAAAGGACACCAUUGAUCAGCUCCGAGCAUCCAUGGUAGCGUCCAGGAAGAAACUGGGGAACCCCAUGACGCCCCCUGAACAGAAACAGUGGGACCAAGCGUGUGAGCAGUUCCGGGAAGACAUCAGGAAGCUAAACAAGCGCGUGAAUGAUUUUAAUUUGAUCGUUCCCCUCCUGACCAGGCAGAAAGUCCAUUUUGACGCGCAGAAAGAAAUCGCAAGAGCCCAGGAAACGUAUGAGGCCCUUAUCAAAUCCAAAGAAGUCGCGGAGGGAAGCCCAGGUGGCAUUGAUCAGGGCGAAGGGGAGAGAACACCUGGAGUCAAGGCAGGCUUUUUCAACUGGAUGAAUAUGUGGAAAUUCAUUAAAACCUGACCCUCUCACCGCUCACAGGCCCGCCCCACACCAUCCUCAGCUGGGCUGACAUCGCACACACAGGCUGGAGGUGUGGCUGUGACACAGGCGGGAGAGAACCGUGUGCCGAACUUCUCACAGAACUGAUCACAGCUCCGGUGAAGUGUAAGGAGGAAGCUGGGAGAGACUGUCACAGAAAGGCUCAGCCAGCUUUGCUCUGGGAAAAGAGCAAGGGAAGAAGAGACGCCCUCAGAAAACAAUUUAAUCCAUAUCCUAGUUCAGUUGUCAGUCAUCAGGUGAGAUGCCUUAGGACAGGGGCUUGGGCUGGGAAUGGUAAAGGGAUACCAAACCUCGGAGUGCAGAUUUACUCUAAUACCUUCAAACCCGUUGCAUUUGCCAGCUUCAACCACCGGCACUUCAACAACAACAACAAACCCAACACACAAAAGUCAUCAGCCGGAACCAGAAUGCAGGCAGCUGAGUUAUCAAAGCUGAACACGGUUGUACGGCUUUGGGAGCCCGUGGGUGGAAGUGUUAAGAUGAGGACUGCAGCCUCGGGAGUCACUGCUUUUCCUUAGAAAGGUCUUCUCUGUGGCACUGAAUUCUAAAAAGUAUAUCUGGGUUGUACUUUCUCCUCCCCAACUUCACCAUCCAUUGGCUGCAGAAAGGGCCCGGCCACGCUGGUGACGUAGCUAUUCUAGAACUAGGUCCCUGUGUCUGCUGUAGAGAGUUUGAGUGCUUACUCUGGUCUUCCCGGAGUGAAAAGCCCCUGGGCUCAGCGGAAGCGUACGAUUUCACUCCGCUUCCUCUCUCUCAGAGACUGAGGUGAUGUGUUUGCAUGCACACGCCUGGGCCUGUCUCUGUCAGGUGUGGGACUCCCAGCGCCUUUGUCAGCCACGUGGACACCUCCGUUUCCUGCCUUAGGGUUCGAGUGCCCUGUCUUAGGAACCCUCUGUGAACAAAAACGAGAUGCCUGAACAUUGCACCUUUGGCAAAUGACACGAGUUUGACAUUCGUCAGGUGGCUGUGUCUCGUCCAUUUUAAGAAAAGUUGACUUUCUGAGGUCUGUGUGAGCGCUCUGGCCACAGAACUGGGCAGCCGAAGAAGGGUCGGGAGGGUGGACAAAAGGAGCAGGUCACGGCCUGCCUGCCCCACGCUGCUCUCGGGACGCGGUUCAGAGCGUGGCACGGCCACCAGCUCUUCCGUGAAAUGUGAUCAUUAAAAAUGCAUCUUCAAAAGGAAAUCUCGGGCCCUUUUGCUUAGAGAUGGGCACUGAUUGCUGUAGUGUGUGAUUAUUCUGUUGAUGAGUUAUUUGGCUUCUAGAAUGAUAGCGUUACUCUAAACAAAAAGGUGACCAGCACACCACACGAGGAUAGCUUU
Pipistrellus kuhlii (Kuhl's pipistrelle) is the source of this 2940-nucleotide messenger RNA. It is a transcript of the gene DNAJC28, whose product is annotated as DnaJ heat shock protein family (Hsp40) member C28. The transcript has 3 exons. The record is from RefSeq and is a predicted model, not a curated record. NCBI's taxonomy places the organism in Eukaryota, Metazoa, Chordata, Mammalia, Chiroptera, Vespertilionidae. The coding region runs from base 1 to 1581 and encodes 526 amino acids.